This is a messenger RNA of Equus caballus (horse), 4857 nucleotides long. It is a transcript of the gene TSPAN9, whose product is annotated as tetraspanin 9. The record is from RefSeq and is a predicted model, not a curated record. NCBI's taxonomy places the organism in Eukaryota, Metazoa, Chordata, Mammalia, Perissodactyla, Equidae. Gene Ontology annotation, cellular component: plasma membrane.
GGCGAUUUCGGAGUCGGGAGUCUGGGCUGGGAUUUCGUAGGGAAAGCCCAGCGGUUGCAGCUGCGGCGGAUCCCUCGGCUCUGCCUGCUGCGCGCCCGGGCCGCCCAGGGCCGGCGAGCAGCUCCGCCAAGUCGUGGGGCGAGGGGGCGCGGAGCGCCCGCAGAGUGGUCGGGCUCAGCGCUGGGGCUGGGCUGGGAGAGGUGUGCCCGGGGAGCCUGGAUCCCGGCGCCCUUGCCCCUCGCGUGGAGCGGCCGGUGCACCCGGGAGUCAAGCUGACGCUCUGGAAAGAGAAAGCCAAUUGCAGCCUCCCCAAAGACGCUAAGUUACGCAGGCGAGCCGGUUCCCAGAGAGCGUUCUCGAGCGCGCGUAGAGCCGAGCCGCACCGCAGAGCCCUCCCGAGCCAGCCGGCUUCGAGCGGGGCGCCGUCCGAGAGGUAGCGGCCCCUGAGCUCGGGGUCUGGUCCGGAGUGCGCCCCGAUACAGAGAGGGGGCGUGCAAGGCUCCGCCGGCCCGCCUGCAGCCCGCGUCCGACUUAGGCGCCCCCUCCGUCCCACUCCGGGAGCGAUGCCCCCCGCCCCUCGCGCCCCCCGGGAACGACGCGAGCAUGGAGAAGUCGAGUAGCGAGGAUUCUUCGAUCCACCGGAGUCCAUCUUUGGAUAGCAAGGACUCGGACUUUGCCAAGCCGUCCACCUCGGGCCGCCCGUUCGGCCGCGGCUUCACGGCCGGCGCUUUCUACGGCACCGCGGGCUCCCGGGGCCAGAGCCGCGCCGAGGCCGGCGUUAAGACUGACAAGUACAAUGCACCCAAGGGCAGCAAGUACGUGGUGUUUUACCUGGACCUGUCCUUUGUUUUCCUCCUAGAAUUUAAGAAGUGCAACAUGGCCAGGGGCUGCCUCUGCUGCUUGAAGUACAUGAUGUUCCUCUUCAAUUUGAUAUUCUGGCUCUGUGGCUGUGGGCUGCUCGGAGUGGGCAUUUGGCUCUCCGUGUCCCAAGGCAACUUUGCCACCUUCUCCCCCAGCUUCCCCUCGCUGUCUGCAGCCAACCUAGUCAUCGCCAUAGGCACCAUUAUCAUGGUGACAGGCUUCCUCGGCUGCCUGGGGGCCAUCAAGGAGAACAAGUGCCUCCUCCUCAGUUUUUUCGUCGUCCUGUUGAUCAUCCUUCUAGCAGAGCUGAUCUUACUGAUCCUCUUCUUUGUCUACAUGGACAAGGUGAGUGAGAAUGCCAAGAAGGACCUGAAGGAGGGCCUGCUGCUGUACAACACGGAGAACAACGUGGGGCUGAAGAACGCCUGGAACAUCAUCCAGGCCGAGAUGCGUUGCUGUGGUGUCACCGACUACACAGACUGGUACCCGGUGCUGGGCGAGAACACGGUGCCCGACCGCUGCUGCAUGGAGAACUCCCAGGGCUGUGGGCGCAACAGCACCACCCCGCUGUGGAAGACGGGCUGCUAUGACAAGGUGAAGAUAUGGUUCGAUGACAACAAGCACGUGCUUGGCACGGUGGGGAUGUGCAUCCUUGUCAUGCAGAUCCUGGGCAUGGCCUUCUCCAUGACCCUCUGCCAGCACAUCCACAGGACCGGGAAGAAGUACGCCGCCUGAGGGGCCGGCGGGAGCGCCCAGCCCCGCCGCACACGGCCGGGAGGAAGAUUGGAGCUUUGUGUUGCCUGCCGCACUCGGACUGCUGACCCCGUCCCCACAGCCCGCCCGCCCGCGCCACUGUGGGUGGAGGGCCGGGGGAGGAGGCCCGCAGAGACCUUGGGGUGCUGGGGGCACCUGGAUUCCUGCAUCUGUGUAUUUGCCAAAGAAGACAGGGUGGGCCGGGGGCAUGCUCCAGGAGGCCCCCAGCACUGACGCAUUUCUGCCCCUGCCCUUCCUCACGCCGACCCUUAGUCCCCAUGUUGGGUGCAGGGCACAGCGCUCCCUCCUGGUGGAGAGACUGCCCAGCUGAGGUCGCUGGCAUCCACAGCCCCCGUGGGAGAGCGGGAGAGCUGGUGGGGGCGCCUGACCGCUCUAGGCCAGGCCCCCGGGAGCAUCUUGCCCAGGCUUUUUAUACCUUACAGUGUAACUUUUUUAUUUUAUUUUACUCUGAUUACGAUUAUUCAGGAAUAUUAUCUCAGCUAAGUUUAGGGUUAGCUUUCUGAUUUAUAACUUUGUACUGCAUUGGUUUGUGUAACGGUUUGAUUUUUCCUGAGGGUGGGGCGGGUAGGGAGAGUAGACGCUGUCCGGCUGCAGUCAGGACAAACCGCUGUGCACCAGCCAGGAGGCUCUGGGGGAGACGUGCCGGCCUUGGCUUGGACGCACUGAGGAGGGCCCGGCGUCCGGCACGGAACCUGGAAGAGGCGGCGGAGAGGGGAGCAGGAGGCAACGCAGGUGCACCUCAGGGAGCCACGCGUUUGCUCACGCUGGCCCCAGAGGCAGGGCAGAGCGGUCCUCUGGGGGCAGGUGCUUUGCCAGGAAUGCAGCAGCAGCUGUCAUGGGUCCUUGCACUUCACUGAGGAGCAGUGUUUCUUUUUUCCCUUCUUCCUUCCUCCUGCCCUCUGCUGGCACGGAGGCUUCCCCUUCCACCCCAGGCGGGCGUUCCCGCGACAGGUUCUGCAAAUCCAGAUACUUUCACAGACAUUCCUGCUAGAAACUCUCGGACAAAUACCUCUCUAGUUCAGAUGCUGCUCACUUUCUCACAUUGCUUCUGGAAGGGGAAGCAGUCCUUACAUUUUGCUGCUCAGACAGUGGCAGAGGACCCGUGACCGUCAGGAGGGGAAGGUGGAACGGUGCCCAUGAUCAUUCCAGCCAGAUUCCCUGAGGGGAAGAUGUCCAUCUGGGUCCCGGGACCCUCAUCUCCUUCCUUGGGGUUCACUGAUGCUGAGGUGGGUGGUGAUCACGUCCUCUGUGACCCCAAGGAGAAGUACAGAAACCGUAAGAGAGGUCAGACUGGGUCCUGCUACAGUGGCCCCAGGAAGAAGGCAGCCUGAGUCACGGCGUGGGAGAUGAACAGUGGGGUGGGUAUUCAACUACAGCAGGGUGACCCCACCAAAACUUAUGCUGGUCUAGUUGAACAUUCUGCAGUGAAAUAAAAGUCAAGAGUCCACGGGACUGAACUUGCCGAGGUUACCCACUAGUUGGCUAGGAUCCAGAGUGGGGCAGCUGCUUUCUCCUGCACCACUUGGCUUAUCACCUUGAUUUCCUCUGGGCCCACGUCUCCUCUCCAGCCUCCACCUGUCUGUCCAGGGGCACCCCAGCCAGCACAGCUCCUCCGCUCACCUAAGUACAGUGCAGUUGGGACCAGGAGUAGGGAACUUUUGGUGUGUUUAGGAUUCAUGAUUUUGGGGGAUGGGGAGUGGGAGUAGGGUGGUCUCAGCAAGUUGGACAGAGAAGACCACCUCCCUGAGAUGGGAGUGGUGGUGCUGCUGGGAAGGUCAGUCCUUGGGUAGGGCGAGGCAUGGGCAAGCACACGUGUGAGCAGAACUGCCUUCCUGGGCCGUCUGGCCCCAUCUUCCUGGUAAGGAGCUCUGGCUGCCUGCCCAGAGCCCCAAACUGCAGAGUGUGGAGCAGACGUGCCACCAUGCCACUGCAGAGAGGCCCUUGGCCAACAAGCAUUCGAGUGCACGGUGGGACCUGGUGCAAAAUGAGUGUGCGCUGUGUGUGGGGGUGGGUUGGUUUAUGCCUAUCAAUGCAAUUUUUAAUUUUUGUUAAAAUCAACAGCAAAGCCUAGCACCUUGGGGAGUGUACAGCCUCCCUGGCAAUCUGUUUCUGGCGCUUCAGGGGCAUCCUCUGGUCCUGGAGCCCUGGCCACAGGCUGCCCCCCUCCCUGGCUCGUCUAUCUGCAGAGCCUCGUUCACCGCUCCCAGAAAACGGCCUUCCUGCCUCACCCAGUGCUUGGCUCUUCCGUCAUUUGGCCAAGUCUACACUGGGCGGAAGGCUCCAUGAAUGGGGAUGUAGGGGGUGUGGGGAAUGUGGGGGUGCUCUUCCAAGCUCCUUGCCCACCCUGCAGAGCCAUCCCCACCCCACACAGAAGGCCGCGCCGUGUGAUGGCGGUGAUGGUGGCCCAGCAUCUGCUUAGUUUCUCCCGCCGGGUCCCACUGGGGCGGAUUAGCUGAAUUCCCUCCCCCGGCUUCGGUAGUUCAGUCGGCUCUGACUCAGAAGGUCACGGUCUGUGGACCACGUUGCAGAAUGCCUGCCGUGGACGCAGCAGCCAUCCUGCAGGGGAGGUGGGCGAGCAGGGGGAGUGCUGCCCCGGGGGGCCUGCAGCGGGCGUGGAGGGGUGUCUCACCUGCACCCCAGCCGGUGCGCUGACAGCCCCCCGCCAGCACCAGCCCACAUCUUGGGCUCGCUCUGGAAGUGCUGCUGCCCCCCCUGCCCCCCAUGCAUGUGUUCUGGUUUGACUUGGAACUGGCUGGCUGUCCCACCUUGCUUUGGUGGCCAAAGAGCAGUCCAGGUGGAUGCAAGUGACUGUCCCCGCCUCUCCCGCCCCCUGCCCACCCACUGGUGGAGGUGCUAGCUAGCAGGGACCUGGCACAGGACGGAGCUGGGGUCAGGUGCUUGGGCUCACUCUUUGUCGCUCGGCCCUUGGAGUCUGGCCUCUCCUGUUCCAUUUCCCGUCUCCAUCACGACGAGGCAGUCGUCCAGUGUGUGCCGGCCUCCCUGCCCUGGACGAGCCUCUGAGGGGCGGGCCUUGGGCCCUGCCUACCCCCUGCCCACCGGCACCGCAGGGACAGAGGGGAGUGGGGAACACACUUGUUGGUUUCAAUGCACUUUUCUGCUUGCGAUGCCCUGUCUGUGCGCUUCCUUCAUCCUGGUCCUGGCUUUAUUGAACGCCAUGUUUUUAGCAUGUUUUUAAAUAAAAACUGAUAAGUGUCAAAAGCA